ACUCUGGUGGCACCCAAUGUGUGUGAAUUGUGCUUGAUUGACCAUUGAUCACAGCUGGGCACAUGGCGUUGGUUUUCCUGAGUGUUUUUGUUCACUUUCAGCCAGUGAAGAUGGGGGUUGGUGCCCAAUUGCUUUGUGUGAGGUGUUUGUACAAGCUGAUUAAUGGCUGUGACGUUAGUGUAGGUUUCUUGCAGUCUAAGUUUAUCACUGCUUAGUUGAUUGGGAAUAAAUUCCAUGUGCAGUGUGUGCGUGUGUUUUAAAGUUGCAAGUAAGCAAAGAUCUGACUGUGUGACAAACACUGGAGAAACUCAGCCGGUGGAGAGAAACAGCUAACAGUUCAAAUCUGGUAUGAUUCUUCUGACUGCUACUAGCUUUAAUCCUGAUGAGCAGUGAGAUUUAACACCUGAGUAUGACGGCUCCCUCAAUGGCUCCGCUAGUUCGGACAGGAGGGGUGACUGAGGUUCAGUUUGGACCAAUGAAGAUCCACCAGGAUCCCAUUCAGGUACUUCUCGUGUUUGCCAAGGAAGAUAGCCAGAGUGCUGGAUUCUGGUGGGCAUGUGACAGGGCAGGGUACAAGUGCAAUGUGGCACAGACACCAGAGGCUGCACUGGAAUGUUUCUUAGACAAGGAUCACGAGAUCGUCAUCAUAGAUAAUAGACAUUCCACAUAUUUUGAUGCAGAGGCACUGUGUCGAUCCAUCAGAGCAACAAAAUCGUCGGAAAAUGCUGUCAUUGUUGCUGUUGCAAAACGACCACAAGGGGAUCAUAAGGAGAUUUCCGUGAUGCCACUGAUUGCUGCAGGCUUCUCACGGUGGUACAUUGAAAACCCCAGUAUCAUUGCCUGUUACAAUGAACUGAUCCAGCUGGAAUUCGGAGAAGUGCGUGCACAGUUCAAGCUAAGGGCAUGUAGUGCAAUCAUCACAGCUUUGGAGCAAAGUCAAGAAUUAAUAGAAAUCACGAGUGAAGAUAAUAUUAUUCAGUAUGUGAAUCCUGCAUUUGAAGUAAUGAUGGGUUACAAGCGAGAGGAAUUGAUAGGGAAGGAACAAACGGAAGUGCCUAAAAGUGAUAAAAACAAAGCCGAUCUUCUAGACACAAUCAACUCCUAUAUGAAGAAAGGAAAGGAGUGGCAAGGAAUGUACUAUGGCAGAAAACGAAAUGGUGACAGUGUACAACAAGAUGUAAAAAUAACUCCUGUCAUAGGUCAAGGAGGGAAAAUUAGACACUAUGUGUCUAUUAAACGACCGUGUAAUGAAAACAAGAGUGACAAAUCUCACUUAUGUGAUCGUGUUCAGGCUGAAUCCCAAACAGACAUCCACACUUGUAAACACAAAGACAGGAGGAAAAGUUCCGAUGUCAGAUCCAACACAUCACGAGGGAGUGAUGGUAGUUCCCAGCCCAGAAGAUCCUCUAUUGCUAGAAUACAUUCCAUGACCAUUGAAGCUCCCAUUACCAAGGUAAUAAAUAUCAUAAAUGUUGCGCAAGAGAGCAGCUCUGAGCCAGUGGCUGAAGCUUUGGAUCGUGUGCUGGAAAUUCUCCGAACGACAGAGCUAUAUUCUCCGCAGCUUGGAAGCAAGGAAGAUGAUCCACAUGCUAGUGACCUAGUCGAUGGGCUGAUGUCUGAUGGUUUACGGAGACUGUCUGGAAAUGAAUACAUCUUCACCAAAAAUGCUCACACUAUUCACACUCACUCUCAUAUUCCUGUCUCACUGCAUGAUAUCCCUCCAAGGAUAACUGAAACCAUGGAGAAUGAGGACUGCUGGGACUUUGACAUAUUUGAAUUGGAGGCUGCAACUCACAAAAGGCCUCUGGUCUACCUUGGGCUGAAAACAUUUUCACGCUUUGGAGUCUGUGAAUUUUUAAACUGUUCCGAAUCAGUAUUACGUUCCUGGUUACAAGUUAUUGAAGCAAAUUACCACUCCUCGAAUUCUUACCACAAUUCAACACAUUCUGCUGAUGUACUGCAUGCAACUGCUUAUUUCCUUUGUAAGGAAAGAGUUAAGCAAAGUUUGGACCGGACUGAUGAGGUGGCAGCUCUUAUUGCAGCCACAGUGCAUGAUGUUGAUCACCCUGGCAGAACAAACUCAUUCCUGUGCAAUGCAGGCAGUGAGUUGGCACUCCUUUACAAUGACACAGCCGUGCUGGAGAGUCACCAUGCAGCAUUGGCAUUUCAGCUGACCACACGUGAUGAUAAAUGUAACAUCUUCAAGAACAUGGAAAGGAAUGAAUAUCGGACACUCCGACAAGCUAUCAUAGAUAUGGUCCUUGCGACAGAGAUGACAAAACACUUUGAACAUGUCAACAAGUUUGUAAACAGCAUCAACAAACCUUUGGCUGGACUGGACGAUAACGGUUCUGGGAAUGGUGGCAUCAAUGAAGAUUCAUGUAAUACCAUCCUCACAUCUCCUGAAAAUCGAACUCUGAUCAAACGCAUGUUAAUAAAAUGUGCAGAUAUCUCCAAUCCCUGCCGACCCUUAGAUCUCUGUAUUGAGUGGGCUGCACGUAUUUCAGAGGAGUAUUUUGCUCAGACUGACGAGGAGAAACGACAAGGGUUACCUGUAGUCAUGCCAGUGUUUGAUAGAAACACUUGCAGCAUCCCCAAGUCUCAAAUUUCCUUCAUCGAUUACUUUGUUACGGAUAUGUUUGAUGCCUGGGAUGUGUUUGCUGACCUGCCCAACUUGAUCCAGUACUUGUCGAUUAAUUUCAAAUAUUGGAAGUGUCUGGAUGAACAGAAGCUGCAUUCUCUCCGUCCUCCUGAGCCAUGAAUGGGCUGUGACCAGGCCAGAUGUAUUGUCAGACUCAUUGCCAUUUGUACAAGUCAUGCAUUGCUUGCCAUCGGAUUUCUUCAAAAUGAGGCAGUCAAGCAUGACAUCCCAAGGGAAACAUGAAAGCAGGACGCUUUGCUCUAACUUGGCAGUCUGUUUUCAGAAUUUUUUACACUGGAUAGAUACUGUGCAAUCCUGCUCCAGUGUAAAGCUCCCAGCAGGACUGAUGAGAAAAAAUAGUUUGUGUGAUCCUCACAAUCAGCUGCUGCAGAACACCAUUGCACAUUUUUAAAAACUCACUUUAACAGUGUAUCUGCUUUCUUUGUGUUGGGACUGUAUUAGGUAUCUGUACUUCAUCAUGGAACAGUGUGUGUCAGAGAUCUGUCUCGUCACCUGCACAGAGACCCCACAAAUCAAAUCAGUACCACCAAAAAAUGCAAGACAUGAAGGAAACCUCAGCAUUUAGUGAAAUGUAUCUUGUUUAUUUUUAAGACCUAUUGAAAAGAAGCACUCCCUCCUUCCUGAGCACUACUGAAUCUGGUUUAUAAGUUUGAAGAAAAAAAAUCUAUAUGUGAAUCUAGGUGCAAAUGUUUAAAACAAAAGCUUUUCAAACAUGAUCAUUAACUAUUAUGAUUUAGAUGAUCUUUAUUUAUUUUGUUAGAUGUUUAAUAUUUUCUAUGAAUUUAUAUAAAUGCUAAAAGAAACCAAAGCCAACUUUCGAAUAAUAACAUAAAUUGACAUGAUUCAGAUGUGUUGAUGUACAGACCUUUUUAUUUUCAUAAUACAAAUACAGAACCUUCUAGAACAAACUUUUUUUCAUUGAUCUAUAUGGAUAGAAGUAUCUGUUUAGUUGUAUGUUAAUGGGGGUUUACAUUAUGGGAGGGCAUUGCUCCUGCAAACCACCUGAGCUCCAUCAAUGUUUUAUCCUUUGUACUUUUGAAACCUGAAGUUAUCGGUUACCCUCUUAAGUCAUUGGGCCCUUUAUAAAAACCAUCAGACUACAGUGGGCAUUAUUUACACCAGGGCUUCUAUUGGCUUCAGCAAUUACUUUCUUCACCAAUUUUGUUUAAAUAUUAUCCUUUCCCUGGUGUAUUUCCCAUUUCUGCCUCAUUUUAUAAAAUAUUCCAAGUUUUUAUGUAUUAGCAAUGUGAAUCCCGUCUUUGGCUACUAGUUGCUGAUUAAACAAUCGACCCAUUAUUUUACCCUUUUCCUCACAUUCUGUGGCCAAUUAGUUGUGCUUUACUUGUAUCUCACUUUUAAACCCAAGUGGUUUGGAAAUUCACAUCCCUCUGCCAUGUGGAAAUUGCAAUGCUUGCCAGGCAUUUGGUUUGCUACUUGAGGUACAAGGAUUUUGCACAGGUCUGGAGAAGAUUCAGGAAGUAGAAAUGAAGAAUUUGCAUUUGUAUAGAGCUUUUAUCAGUACUAGGAAGUAACUUAAGCCUUUUCACGUUGGAUUGCUUUUGUAACGCAAUGAUCAGGUAUUUUGUGCACAGCAGGUGGUCACAAGCUACAAACGUGAGAAACAUAGAAAGUAGGAGCAGGAGGCAGCCAUUAGUCCCUUGGAAUUUGUUCUGCCAUUCAUCAUGUUCAUGGCUGAUCCUCCAACUCAACAGCCAAGUCCUGCUUUCUCUCUCUCCAUAAACUUUGAUCCCAUUCACUCAAGUGCUAUAUCUAGUCACGUCUUGAAUACUUUGUGUUUUGACAUCAACUACUUCAUGUGGUCAUGAGUUCCACAGACUCACCACUGUUUGAGUGAAGAAAUGUCUCCUCAUCUCCACCCUAAAUUGUCUAUUUCGAAUCCUCAGAUUAUGACCCCUGGUUCUGGACACACCCACCAUUGGGAACAUCCUCAAUCUGUUUUUAGCAUUGUUAUCAGAUAUAGAUAUAGAUGAGAACAAUGGAGACAACUCACCUGCUCUUUUUGGAAUAGCAGCUAUGGGAGUGGUGACCUGAGAUGGCAGAUGGGUCCUUGAUGCAACAUCUCAUUUAAAUCAUGGCACUUCUGACAGUGCUGCAACACUUUCCGCUUAGACCUGAAGUGUCAGUCUGAAGUAUGAACUCAAGUCUCUGGAGUGAGGUAUGAAAACACAAUCUUCUGACCCAGGUGUAAAUGAGAUCUUUGAAUCACAGUGGCCUUAAAAUUACUGAGCUCCAUUUCUCCUAUGGGUGUUUCUGCUUGACUGUAGUGGCACUGAUCACUGCCAUGACGGGAGUUUCAGUAAAACCUCCCAACUGUGAGAUGGCAACAUUUCCACACGUGUGUUUGACAACUUCAUGCUGGAAUUCUGCAUCCAGUCAUGUGGUAUGGAGCAGUAAAAAGCCAGAGAUUUGAAGGCUACAGGCAAUUCAGCUUCAGGUCGUGGUAAAACACCCGUUGGCCAACAAUAAGAUGCACCAUUUUCCAUGUUCUGUUUCUCUAAUAAAUUGGAUGCUACAUUAUUUUAAUACUUGUAAAAGCCAUCAGAGAAAUUGAUAUUUGCUGCACAGGAGCUGGAUUUUUCUUAAUUUAUUUGAAUAUUGUCAGGGUGUGCCAAAGUAGCUGUCCCCACAACAGUCCAACUCCUGGCAUGCACGUAACUGAGCAGUUCCUCUUGUUUUAUUAGUAUUGGGCACAUUCUGACAUGUUAAGGGAAAUUGGGAGCUGCAAGUGCAGGAUUAGCAUUGGUGCCAGUUGCACUAGUAUUAUUUAGAUGGUAAUCCGAGAACAGGAACAGGCCAUUCUGCCCUUCAGAACUGUUCUCUUGAUGAAAACAAUAGGUCAUGACUGUCAUGACAGUUAGGUCAUGACUGAACUCAUGGAAAAAUUUCUGACAAUUCCACAAAUUUUGCCCUUCGUAAGAUGUGUUUACCUACUUGAUUUUCAAUGUCUCUAGCUCCCUGCCUUGUGCAAAUGCCCUCAAGCUCUUUGAAGUCAGAAAUUGAAUGUGGUUUUAUUCCUGUAUGGUUGCUAGUUAGGGUUAGGGUUAAUGAUUAUGCUUGAUUUGGCUCAAUGAUUAUGCAGAGGAUCCUAAGCUAAUUUGUCAGUAACUCCAGGCAGCAGUUUGAUUUUUCUCUAAGCUAACUACCAAGAAACCUUAGCUAGCAUUCCUGUUGACUCCUCCCACUCUUAGCUGUGAAGUGCACUAACUGGUGACAGUUACAGUGCCUUCAGUUUUAAUCAGUUUUUUAACAUGAAUAUUUAUCUUGGACAAUCGAUUUACUGAACCAUUAUGGCCCUUAAUUAAACAUGAAGGGAUAAAGGAAUUAGGAGCAUUCAGCUUCUUAAGCCAGCUCAUCUGUUCAAUAAAAUUGUGACUGAUCUGAUCGUGGCCUCAAUUUGACAUUGCUGCCUGCCUCAAAACCUCACUCAAAAGUUAAUUAAGAAACUGAAAGUUUUGAGAAUCUGGAAUCUUAGUGAGCAGGAUUGUUGGCAGAUGAAAGUUUUUUUUUAAAAGUUAGCAUGCUUAUUUUCAGAUCUCCACAAGGCCUUAUUCAGAGCUACCUCAGUACCUCUGUCAGUCCUCCCUCAGCUAUCAUUAGAGAUUUCUUUCUCUCUGUCCGAUUGUUCCCUACCUAUUCAUUCUGCCCUGUGAAAGUUUCCUCUCACCUCUCCACUGUGCCGUUCCCAACCCUUCAAAAACCUUAUUCAACCUUCUCUGUGAGCUUGCCUUCAUUAUUUUUAUGCUCCACUUCAAUACUUCCUCCUGUUCCCCCUCCUUUUAAUGUAAUUGUGAGGAAUCUUUCUGCCCCCUGAAGGGCAGUAUUAAAAAAGCACAUUGUGAUGGAUCUGUAGAUGAUAAUUCAAGGGAGUUGAAUUCCAUAAUGUCUGUGUCCUGGUCCUAAGGUUACAUCAGACCAUCUUGUCUUGUCUUUUGUGAUAAACAAGUGAGAUUUCUAUUUCAGAUUUACCUUUUGACAUCUUGGGAAAUAAUGUUAACCUGCUGAACAUAGACUGGCAGAGAAAGCUGUUCCUCAUCCUGAGUUUGUCUCUGAUCUCCCACCCGCACUUAUCCACAAAUCAAUUGCAUGUUUCUUAAAAUGAAAUUGAUGUACUUAAAAUCUCCCAUUUUGAACGAACUUAAAGUUGAGAGUACUUGCCAACGUAAUCCUUUACGCCUUAAUAUCCUGAGGUUUUGACUUCUUAAUAACCCCUCAGUAAAUCAUAUACCGCUUUGCUUUAGAGAAUCUACGCCUGGGUGUCUGUUCCUGAACUAUCAUAGUCACGUUUGACAUACCAGCUGAAUUCUGCAGUUUAUCUGGACAAAGUUUUUUUUUCAGAAAACCUUGAGUUUCUGAAACUCUUCCUCUUUUAAUUUAUUUGUUGCGUUAUUUUAAGUAAAUUGGCCAUUUAUCAGAACCCAUGCCCAAUUUUGCUUCAAUUGAAAAUGUUUUCUGCCUAAGGCAACAUGGUCAUUUUUCCUUCCAUUAAUUUUAGGAUUCCUAAAUUAUUAUUGAAUCCCUUGCCUUUGACUCUCCCUAUAUUGAGUGGGGAUGAAAAUUGAAAUAACUCCACAUUUCAGUUAGCUGAAUCUGCAGACUUGUAAAUAUACAUUCCACAAUGUGUUUUAAUAGAACUCUGAAAAUAAUGUGACUGAAAGUGGCAGGAAGCAAAGAUUUCACUAAUUCCAAAACUAACAUUAAUAGCUGUCAUGCUGAUUACAGAAUUGGUUUGUAUCUGGCACUUGCUGCUGGAAGCCACAUUCAGUUUUCCCAGCGUAAUGUUUCUAGGGAGCCCAUGGCUUUCUGUAAUAGUUUUACUGUCUCUGACCUGAAAGAGACAAGUUCUUGGUACCACUCAAAACAUUUCUCAAAAGCAAAUCACUUGUAUAUGGUUUCAUCAGUAAUUUUUAUUCAGUAAAUCAAAAAGUUAAGUAUCAAUUGCAUUUAAAAUGUUGAACAUUAAUGGGAGAUAAAUGUUGUACAGCCUGUGUUUUUCCCUUUUGUUCAUUUCUUUUUGUCUGUUUUUCUCCAUCUCAUCUCUAUCCCUGACUUUGUCUCCCCCUCUGUCUAUCAAUGUUAUUUCUUUAUCAGCCUCUAUAGAGGGAGUUCUUUAUUUUUCACUGAUCCAUUUUGUUUCUGUAGGUGAACAACUGGCAUAUUACAUGUGCAAACUCAACUGGGAAAGGUAGGUGUCCUGCAAGUUUCUGUUGAAGAGCUUGCCUGAGAAGGAAUGAAUUCUUGAAGUUCAUCCUAUUCCGCAAUUAAUCUUAUUCUUUAAGCCACUUGCUACGCAGCUGAUUAUUCUGGAAUUGUAAGCCGUGAAAUCCUCGAAUGUAAAUGACCUUUAACAGACCGUGUACCAUUUGCAUUGUGAAUUGAUUUAACCUAUGGCUGCAAGGUUCUGUGGAACACUUCCAAUUUAGCCAGAGCCCGUCUGAAAACACAACAGACUGUACUGUGACUGAAGCCUCAAUUUCAAUGAGUUUUCUUAUUUGAACAAUAUACUUUAUAUGCAUACAUAGCCACUAAAAGAGUUAAGUUCUGUAAAGUUUUUGCGUAUGGAGAAUCAAACAAAUAUUGAAGUUUAACUUUCCUGACAGUUCCAAUAAACUAACCAAAACACAUUUCAUGUGUGGUGCACUUGAACAAGAACCAGAUGGCAGCAUCCAGACUCAUGAACCCAGGGCUCAUCCAGUUUUUUUUGGUCUUUUCUCUUUUUCAGUUUUUGCUUUUACUUCAAGACAGAGCUCAGUAAUGGCAGCGAUGGGGGUAAUGAUGAGGUAGGCAGCUUUGGGGUAUCGAGCAUCGUGCUGGCUGACGGGGCCCAGAGCAUGACUGUGGCAGACAGUAUCAAAGAGAUGACUGGUGGACCAGGAGUUGGGACACUUGGAUGGUAGGUCUGGAGCAGGACCCUGGCAGCCAGUAUUGAGGAGGGGCAAGCACAGGACCUGGUAUCAGCUGCUGCAUUGGCAAAGGUGAGGUAAAGACAGUGUGAAAGAUGGCAACUAAGGCGUGGCCACUUUGACAUUAGUUGGGUCUAGCACAGGCAACUUCAAAGCAGUGGCAGAAAGGUUAUGGACUCUCUUUAAGCUGUAUCUUUUUAAGAUCAUUCUUAAGCUC
Messenger RNA from Stegostoma tigrinum, 8800 nucleotides. It is a transcript of the gene pde8a, whose product is annotated as phosphodiesterase 8A. The coding region runs from base 410 to 2761 and encodes 783 amino acids. Gene Ontology annotation, biological process: signal transduction; cellular response to epidermal growth factor stimulus; positive regulation of ERK1 and ERK2 cascade. The transcript is spliced from 22 exons. Lineage: Eukaryota; Metazoa; Chordata; Chondrichthyes; Orectolobiformes; Stegostomatidae. The record is from RefSeq and is a predicted model, not a curated record. Gene Ontology annotation, molecular function: 3',5'-cyclic-AMP phosphodiesterase activity.